Spodoptera frugiperda (fall armyworm) is the source of this 2309-nucleotide messenger RNA. RefSeq lists its product as uncharacterized. NCBI's taxonomy places the organism in Eukaryota, Metazoa, Arthropoda, Insecta, Lepidoptera, Noctuidae. The record is from RefSeq and is a predicted model, not a curated record. The transcript has 14 exons. Bases 100 to 2271 code for a protein of 723 amino acids.
ACAACGCAAAACACACACUAUCAGAGUCGUGACCCCAGAUACAAGGAGCGAAUUAUCAUUAUUGUGAACACUCAGUUAUUCUUGAACCUUCCGUUAAAUAUGAAGUAUAUGUGGUUACUGUGGUUAUUUGUGGUUUUACCAACGGUUUUUGGACAAUUUGGAUUCGGAAAGUCAUAUUUGGGGAAUUCUCGUUUGUGUCGCCAAUGGAACUGCAUCAACACAAAAUUGGGUCUCGAAGACUCUUUGCCACCUAAGGAACAGAGCGUGGCCGUACUUCGGCAGUUACUUCCUCAGGGACCAUGGCAGGAUAUGGUGGAAAGCAUUGUGGAGCAGUGCUAUGUGAACAGGACUCGAAGGUUCACCAACACCUGUCCAGGACAGGCUCUGAUGCACUGUCUUGUAGAUCAAAUGAUUGAUUUUUGUCCUAUAAACAGUUUGAGAAAUGAUGAUUCUUGCUCCGUCGUCACGUCCAUAAGCGGCAUGAAAUAUAUGUUUUCACAAAGUCGCUACAUGGAUUUGGAAAAGAAUUUGCCAAGAGAACGUCGUCCGACUUGGUUCUUGAAAAACUAUUUUGACAAGAGUUGCUGCGAUUUGCCUGUGAUAUUCAACACGACGGUUCUCGAAGAGUGUGGCUUCAGUUCUGUGAUAAACUACAUUGAUCAUGGAGUAAAACAUCCUUAUUCAACGACUGAAGCAACUAUGAUGCCCGGAGUGACUAGCCCUGUUCCGAUCACAAGUAUAGAUACAAGCAAUGGACUCAAAAUUGUUGAUUUGAACACAAUACAAGAUAACUCUAGAAGUGGAAUAAUGGAUCCGAUGGAAUGUUGUGACAUGGAGGACUUCAUCAAAUCUUCAUGGAAAUCCGAAUGCGAUUUCCAUUUGCAAUGGACAGGCAAGGAGAGGUUGUCCAUCUCACAGCCACCAGCCACUGAGCCACCUACGACCACUACUGAGAAAACUGACGCUCUACACGAUAUUAUGCUGGUGCCGCAAUCUUGCUCACAGGAGACCUGUGUCUUCCGUAACCUGGGGAUCAUAAAGGGGACAGAAAUUGAUAAAAAUGCAUUCAUGGAAAUGCUUAAUAACUUCACCGGCUCUCAUCAAGCGUGGAUCGGACCUACGGAAAAGGUGGUGACCAGGUGUCUGAAUGCUAAUAACCUGGAACAUAGGAGCGACUGCCUUAUUAACGACGUUUUGGCUUGUACGUUGGAUGUGCUCACUGAGCACUGCCCGUAUAAGAGGAAAUCAGGAAUUUGCAAGCACGGCAAACAUGAGGUUCCAUGUCAAAUAAGUUCAUCAAAAUCGAGACCUAAGAACCGCCGUGAGAUCUGCCUUCUACCGGAGUUGGUGCAUCACGAUCACUUGCACGAGUGUGGUCUGGAUGCCCUAUACCAGGUGGAGCGCGUGCCGGUGCCUGUAAGACAUAAGAAACAUGCGUUCCCGAGGUUUUGGAAUAAUUGCAAACAAUUAGAAACCCAAACAACAUGUAUCAUGGAUAAAAUGGGGAUCCUGAACAGGUAUAAAUUCAUGGACUACUUUAAGAUGAAGGAUAGAAUCAGGCAGUUUACUGAGGACAAGCCUGUAUGGUCCGCCAUGAUGGAUAUUUAUACCAGCGCGUAUAUCAACUUGCCGAUGUAUGGGGACCAUUGUACCUCGGAGAGAAAGCUGUUGAAUGUCAUCGAUACUAUGUUGAUGACAUGUCCAGUGUCGAAGCGUAAAAACACACCGCAAUGCAUCACACUCUUCAUAGACAUGGUGAAAUCAACGCCACAGGACAAUCAGAACGUGACCAAAGAAAAAGCCGCAGAAAUUAUGAAGCACUACCACCAUGUGUUUAUGCCUACACGUCCAUUGCCUUCCAGAGCCGACGUGGUUAUACGAAAGAAGCAUACCAAACACGUUACUCCUGCCUACCAAUUCGGGAUUCUUAAUUCGAAGAAUGCUCCUCCAGUCAAAGUUGCUCAUGUUAAACCUCCUUCGCACAGAGUAAGACCCCCAUUAAUUCUUCGCCCAGUAUACCUAAGACCUCCGUCUUUUAUAAGAGGUCGCGUGAGUGAUGGUGUGUUCAGAAGUAAUGUUUUUUGGCAUCAAAACCCCUUAUUGAUACCUCAAGUCAGGCCUAUGAGCACCUCGACCAUUUCUCCUGAAGUCUCUACUGCUGCGACUCUUGAACUGACUACGAUGUCUCCUUAUCCGACUCCCGAGUUGCCAACUAGAUAUAUUAGUGAUAAUAAUUUGGAUAGGGAUCUGGAUUUGGGGAGACCUGAAUAGUGUUUUUUUAUGGAAUUAAAUAAUCUAUAGUUUCCAAA